Protobothrops mucrosquamatus (brown spotted pit viper) is the source of this 2439-nucleotide messenger RNA. RefSeq names its product vomeronasal type-2 receptor 26-like. The record is from RefSeq and is a predicted model, not a curated record. Gene Ontology annotation, molecular function: G protein-coupled receptor activity. NCBI's taxonomy places the organism in Eukaryota, Metazoa, Chordata, Lepidosauria, Squamata, Viperidae. The transcript has 5 exons. Gene Ontology annotation, biological process: G protein-coupled receptor signaling pathway. The coding region runs from base 1 to 2439 and encodes 812 amino acids. Gene Ontology annotation, cellular component: membrane.
AUGAUCACAAAAUUCUACCAGCAUGUCCUUUCUUUGGCUUUUGCUGUGAAGGAGAUCAAUGAAAAUCCACAAAUAUUGCCUAAUGUUACUCUUGGCUUCCACAUCUGUGACAGCUACUACAGUGCCAGAAUGACCUAUCGGACCACCUUGGACUUGCUUUUCAAAUCAAACAGAUUUAUUCCAAACUAUAAGUGUGGUACUUCGAAAAAUGUCAUGGCUAUCCUUGGAGGACUUGAGUCUGAUACUUCAUCCCAUAUAUUGGACAUUAUAGAUUUCUACAAAAUACCACAGCUUACAUAUGGUUCAUAUUCCUCAGAAAGGUUUUGGAGAAAUAAGGUACCUUCACUUUACUUUAUGGCCCCAAAUGAGGAACCCCUAUAUAUUGGGAUUAUCCAGUUACUUAAAUAUUUUGGCUGGAAGUGGAUUGGACUCUUUGCUUUUCAGAAUGAGAGUGGUGAACAUUUUUUGCAGAAAUUGCAACUGAUGUUUUCCCAGAAUGGAAUCUGUUCAGCCUUCCUACAAAAAAUCCCUGGAAUACCUCAUCUGGAUAACUUGGAUAAUUUUUUUGGUACAAUGUCCAGCAUUUAUAUACAUUUCACAAAUCGUAAAACAAGUACAUUUAUUAUGUAUGGAGAUACUUUGACUCUUGUGUGGUUCACAUUUCUCAUCUUUUUUAGAGAUCCUCAAAACAAAGAAAAUGCAUCCUUUAGAAAGGUAUGGAUUAUGACAAGCCAAACGGAUUUUAUAUUGACAGGAAUUCAGAAGGGUUUUGAUCUCCAUUUGUUUGAUGGGGCCAUUUCCUUUCAAAUUCAAUCGAAGGAACCUCUGGGAUUCAGGACAUUUCUUCAGACCCUAAAACCUUAUGGGAGGCACAGAGAUGGAUUCAUAAAAGAUUUUUGGGAGCAAGCAUUUGACUGUGUCUUUCCUAAUUCAGGAUUGCUAACAAUGGAUAAUGAAAAAUGCACUGGGGAGGAGAACCUGGACCAUCUUCCUGAAUCUCUCUUUGAAAUGCAAAUGACUGGUCAUAGCUACAGUAUCUAUAAUGGUAUCUAUGCUGUGGCUCAUUCUUUACAUACUGCACUAUCAAGGAAAUCCAGUUGGCAAGAAAUGAUAUUGGAUAAAACCAUUCAAUUUCAGAAUCUCGAGUCUUGGCAGCUCCAUCCAUUUCUUCAAGACAUAUCUUUUAACAACUCAGCUGAAGAGGCAUUUUGUUUUAACGACAGAAGGCAAGUAAUGGGAGGAUUUGAUAUCAUCAACAUGAUCACUUUUCCAAACAAAUCAUUCAAGAAAGUGAAAGUUGGAAGAUUAGAUCCCAGUGUUCCAGAUAGAUAUCAAUUCACUAUUAAUGAAAAUAGAAUCAAAUGGCACAAAAGCUUUAACCAGACUCUUCCCAUUUCUCUUUGUAAUGAAUAUUGUCACCCAGGAUAUUGGAAGAGAAUAAUAGAAGGGAAAAAAUUCUGCUGCUAUGACUGUGUUCCAUGUCCAGAAGGAAAGAUUUCAAACAAGAUGGAGAUGGAAGAUUGUUUUAAAUGUCCUGAAGAUCAAUAUCCAAGCAAAGAGCAAGAUCAAUGUCUUAACAAAACAAUGAGUUUCCUCUCCUUUGAAGAAACUUUAGGGAUUUCUUUGGCAUCAGCUGCUAUUGCUUUUUCUACGAUGACAGCCUGGAUUCUUGGAACUUUUUUGAAGUACAAAGAUACUCCUAUAGUUAAAGCCAACAAUCGAGACCUGACUUACAUUCUUCUUGUGGCUCUUUUGCUCUGCUUUCUUUCUUCCUUGUUAUUUCUUGGUCAACCAGGGAAAGUCACCUGUUGUCUUCGGCAACCAACUUUUGUUAUUGUUUUUUCAGUGGCUGUUUCUUGUAUUUGGGGCAAAACCCUCACUGUGAUUAUGGCUUUCAUGGCCACCAAGCCAGGCUCCAAAAUGAGGAAAUGGAUAGGAAAAAGAUUGGCCCUUUUUAUUGUUCUUUCCUGCUCUCUUUUCCAAGCCAACAUCUGUAUUGUAUGGUUGGCAAACUUUCCUCCAUUCCCUGAGUUAGAUAUGCAUUCCCUUAUGGAAACCAUGAUUUUGCAAUGCAACGAAGGUUUCAUUCUCAUGUUUUAUUGCGUCCUGGGCUAUCUGGGUUUCUUGGCUACUGCCAGCUUUGUUGUGGCAUUCCUUGCCCGUAAUUUACCUGACAACUUUAAUGAAGCCAAAUUUAUUACUUUCAGUAUGUUAGCUUUUUGCAGUGUGUGGGUGUCCUUUGUGGCAACCUACCAGAGCACUAGAGGGAAAGCCAUGGUGGCUGUGGAGAUCUUCUACAUCUUGUCCUCCAGUGCUGUUUUACUGGGAUGUAUCUUUUUCCCAAAAUGCUUCAUCAUUGUGCUGAGGCCAGAAUUGAACAACAGGGAACAAUUAAUUAAUAAAAAGAAAUUAAAACAUGUAAAUAUAAUUUACCAAUAA